Molecule: messenger RNA, 2880 nt
Organism: Fusarium tjaetaba
Lineage: Eukaryota; Fungi; Ascomycota; Sordariomycetes; Hypocreales; Nectriaceae
Product: DIP2-Dom34p-interacting
Exons: 2
Coding region: 1-2880 (959 amino acids)
Biological process (GO): maturation of SSU-rRNA
Cellular component (GO): Pwp2p-containing subcomplex of 90S preribosome; small-subunit processome
Molecular function (GO): protein binding; snoRNA binding
Source: RefSeq, a predicted model, not a curated record
AUGGUGAAGUCGUACUUAAAAUACGAGCAUGGCAAGUCCUUCGGCGUCGUCGCCUCGCCGACCUCGAACAUAGUGUGGUCCUCGAAAGACCGAACAGGAACCAGCGCGGGACAGGCGAUCGUCGCAGCGAAUGAAGAGGUUCUCAGUUGGGACAUAAAGAAGGGCGAAGUCACAAGCCGCUGGAGAGAUGAAAGAUGCACGGUUCCUGUGACUGCCAUCGCGCAAAGCAAAUCCGACAGGGACGUUUUCGCUGUGGGAUACGAGGAUGGCAGUAUUCGAUUAUGGGAUAGCAAGAUUUCCUCCGUGAUCCUCAACUUCAAUGGUCAUAAGUCGGCAAUCACAAAACUCGUUUUCGACAAGUCUGGUGUCAGACUUGCCAGCGGCUCCAAAGACACCGAUAUCAUCAUCUGGGAUCUUGUCGCGGAAGUCGGCCAAUUUAAGUUGCGAGGACACAAGGACCAGGUGACUGGCCUUCAUUUUGUUGAACCAGAACCUCGGGUCCAGGGUGAAGACGAUGCGCACGCGAUGGUCCUUGACGGUGAAGGAACGCACGACGGAUUCUUAUUGACGACUGGCAAAGACUCCCUCAUCAAGUUGUGGGAUCUAUCGUCAAGGCACUGCAUUGAAACACAUAUAUCGCAGACAAACGGCGAGUGCUGGGGUCUUGGAUUGGCCCCAGACUACAGUGGAUGUGUUACUGCGGGAAAUGACGGCGAGAUCAAAGUUUGGUCGUUGGACGCCGACGGCCUUGCAUUGAGCGCCCGUCAAGUUGAUACACCUGCUGCAGUUCGAUAUCUUCAGGAUCGCGGAACAUUACAUCGACAGAGUAAGGAUAGGACAACCGAAGUUAUCUUCCACCCAAAGAAAGAUUACUUUGCAGUUCAUGGCUCAGAAAAGGGUGUUGAUGUGUGGAGAAUACGGUCCGAGGCCGAAAUAAAAAAGGCACUGGCUCGCAAACGAAGAAGACGUCGAGAGAAGGCGAAGGAUGGGAAGGUCGUGGAGGACACCAAUGCAGAGGAGCCAGUGGAUACUUCAAAGGCAGAUAUUAGCGAUGUCUUUGUUCAAUAUGUCAUUGUGCGAACAGGAGGCAAGGUGCGCUCUGUUGACUGGGCCUCCCCUAGUGGACAAAGGGAUCUUCACCUGCUGGUGGGAACCACAAACAACCUGCUCGAGUAUUACCGCCUUCCAUCUAAGGAGAAGACCGAAAAGUCAAAGAAGGAAGACGUCCCUGAUUAUACAAGAGCGCUAUCCGUUGAAUUCCCCGGUCACCGAACAGAUAUCAGGGCGCUAUCGCUGAGCUCGGAUGACAAGAUGCUAGCAUCUGCAUCGAACGGUAGCUUGAAGAUCUGGAACAUCAAGACGCAGAAUUGCAUUCGGACAUUCGAGUGCGGCUAUGCGCUAUGCUGUUCUUUCCUACCGGGAGACAAAGUCGUCGUGGUUGGCACUAAGAGCGGUGAGCUGCAGCUCUUUGAUGUGGCCUCGGCUACACUGCUCGAUAGUGUCGAUGCUCACGAGGGUGCCAUCUGGUCUCUCAACGUCCACCCUGAUGGCCAGUCCGUCGUCUCAGGCAGUGCUGACAAGACAGCCAAGUUCUGGGAUUUCAAGAUAGUACAGGAGGAAGUGCUCGGUACAACAAGAACAACGCCAAAGCUCAAGCUGCAACAGUCGAGAACACUCAAGGUUUCUGACGAUGUUUUGAGCCUCAAGUUCUCACCGGAUGCACGACUUAUUGCUAUUGCCCUCCUCGAUAACACUGUCAAGGUCUUCUUCGUUGACUCCCUAAAACUCUACCUUAAUCUUUAUGGCCACAAGCUUCCUGUUCUUAGCAUGGAUAUCUCAUUUGACAGCAAGUUGAUCGUCACAAGUUCAGCCGACAAGAAUAUCAGAAUAUGGGGCCUUGAUUUCGGUGACUGCCACAAAGCUCUUUUCGGGCACCAGGACAGCAUCCUUCAGGUCGCCUUCGUGCCUCACAACAAUGACGGCAACGGGCACCAUUUCUUCAGCAGCAGCAAGGACCGUACAAUCCGAUAUUGGGAUGGUGAUAAAUUCGAGCAGAUCCAGAGACUGGAUGGUCACCAUGGUGAGGUGUGGGCUAUUGCCGUUGCCCAUAGCGGCAACCUCUUGGUUAGUGCUGGCCAUGAUAAGAGCAUCCGAGUCUGGGAUGAAACAGAGGAGCAGAUUUUUCUCGAGGAAGAGCGCGAGAAGGAGAUUGAGGAACUAUACGAGAGCACUCUCACGACAUCACUGGAGCGAGACCCUGACGCUCAAGAUGAGAAUAAUGAGGUUGCUGCGGCAAGUAAGCAGACUACAGAGACUCUCAUGGCUGGUGAGAGGAUAGCAGAAGCUCUUGAGAUGGGCAUGGCCGAUCUCAACCUACUCAGAGAGUACGAGGAAGCCAAACUCACAAACCCUCAUGCCCAGCCUCCCCAACGUAACCCCGUCUUCCUUGCCCUCGGAAAUAUCACCGCCGAGGCUUAUGUCCUCUCUGUUUUACAAAAGAUCAAGGCUUCGGCACUGCACGAUGCUCUGCUGGUACUCCCCUUUGCCUCCGUUCCCAUCCUCUUCACUUUCCUUAAUAUUUUCGCGAUGCGAUCCAUGAACAUGCCCUUGACAUGUCGCAUCCUUUUCUUCAUGCUGAGAACGCACCACAAGCAGAUUGUUGCCAGUCGCACCAUGAAGGCUAUGCUUGACGGCAUCCGCGUGAACCUCCGUGCUUCUCUCAAGCGCCAGAAGGAUGAGAUGGGAGUAAACAUUGCUGCCCUUAAGGUUGUGGGUAUGCAGAUUCGUGACAAGAGCAUCAAGGACUAUGUGGAUGAGAAUUGGGAGGAGAAUAACGAUGAGAGGAAUGCUAAGAAGAGAACGUUCGUUCACGUUGCUUAA